Molecule: messenger RNA, 420 nt
Organism: Pararge aegeria (speckled wood butterfly)
Lineage: Eukaryota; Metazoa; Arthropoda; Insecta; Lepidoptera; Nymphalidae
Product: protein GVQW3-like
Exons: 2
Coding region: 1-420 (139 amino acids)
Source: RefSeq, a predicted model, not a curated record
AUGGAGAAAAUCGAGCACCGCGCUGUCAUAAAGUUCCUUACCAAGCAAGGUAAAUCGGUUCAAACCAUACUAGAAGAGAUGUCAUCCGUUUACGGGGAGUAUUGCCCCGGUAAAACCAUGGUUUAUAAGUGGCAUACCCUUUUUAAGCAGGGCAGGGCCUCACUUGAAGAUGAUCCUCGGCCAGGACGGCCGAUCGAGGUGACCACUCCGGAAAUAAUUCAAAAAGUGGAAAAAUUAAUACUGGAAGAUGCUAGACUAAAGAAGAAACAGCUCGCAGAAAUGGUUGGAGUAUCCAAUACAACCAUAUUUAAAAUUCUUCACGAUCAUCUCGGCAUGACCAAACGAUUACGUAAACUCGUAGCGGCGCAACACGGAGCCGCAGUGCCGCCCGCGCCGCCGCUUGCGCCGCCGGCUUCAUAG